AUGAACUUUUUUGAAUUCACUAAACCAAUAAUAACUUCAGUUAUAUGUUUUAUUCAAACAAGUCUAAAUCACAUUGUUUCAACCACGUUAGUGUCUACAAUCUGGUGUGAAUGCACAAUCAUAGAAAAUUUGCUUAAACAAUUUUACCAUUUGAGAGAGGAGUAUUCAGCACCACAAACCAGUUUCAAGAUACACUGCCUUCUUGAAUAA
Messenger RNA from Trichobilharzia regenti, 210 nucleotides. The record is from the annotation of a GenBank genome assembly. Lineage: Eukaryota; Metazoa; Platyhelminthes; Trematoda; Strigeidida; Schistosomatidae.